GCACACGCAUUUGCUCCAUAAGACAAUUCGCAUGCAAACGUCGUUCUCCCUCCCACACGCAGCACGUACGUGCGAUGGCAUCAUGUGUGUAAGGAUGAGACGAUACAUGCUCACUCAUCUCAGUCAGUCGGCCAUGCCUUGGGCUGCGGGUGGCGGUGGCCCGUUGAAGAACUCGUUCUGUUUCUGGAUGUAGAAGGCCCGCAGCUCGUUGUCUGACAUGGUGGACCGCAGAGUCGAAAACAAAAACUGCGCAACCGCAUACACAUCUGCACCCAGUCAUACAAACAAACACAGGCACUCGGCGUAUAUAUUUGUCUCUCUCUCCUCCCCUGUGUGUGUGGUGUGUGACCUUUGUCGUUAGCCAUCUGUUCCUGGUCAGGCGCCUCUGCCCACCGCUCCAUCUCGGUCUCGCGCAGCUUACCGGCGAUGACCAGUGCCUCGUCGAUCACCUGCACCCACACAUAAGCAGACACACUCACGUUCACGUGAGUGAGUGGGUAAGCGACCGACCUCUUGCGGAAAGCCAGCAGCAGCGGCGAGUUUGAUGCCAUAGCCCUCGGUGAACUCGCCCACCCCGUCUGCAAUGGCGAACUUGGGGUGCAGCUUCUCGUUGAUCACCGCACACUGCAUGCAAUGGCAUCCAAUCCACGCACACAUCGACGGACAGAGACACCCAGUAAAUGUCUCAAUGUCUCAAUGUCUGUCUGUCUCUGUUUGACCUCUAGGUGGACGUUCUUGACGUUUGGGUAGAGCUUGGCCAUGUUGGAGAGAACGUGGUAGUGGGUCGCAAACAACGUGAACGCACCUGCAUAUCACAUGCAUCCCAUGUGGGAGCCGUCAACGUCUCCGUUUCCCUGUGUGUAUGCCAUUGCGCUCUCACCGACCAAGCGCGAGUAGUUUCUCUGAGAUGGCCCAUGCGAUGGCGACACCGUCGGAGUGUGAGGUGCCGCGGCCGAGCUCGUCAAUGAUGACCAAACUGGGGACGCUCACGGACUGCACACAUGGACAGACACAUGGGGGCUGAUGGUGCCAUCCAUCUAGCUGUUGGCCUGCCUGUUCGAUGUAUGCGAUUUCCCUCAUCUCGCACUGGAAGGUGCUGCAGUUGUCCUCUAUUUUGUCGCCGGUGCCUAAAGACGUUUACACAAUGAGUGUGCGUGGUGCAAUAUAUGUGUUGAGACGCAUGGCAUGGACGUGACGCUUGUGUAUUCACCGAGUCGUGUGAAGAUCUUCUUGAGAGGCGUGAAGGAACAGAACUCGCAGGGACUGCGCACACACACGUGUCAAAAGGCUGGUUGUCAUUCUCAUGUCUGUCUGUCUGUCUGUCUGCUGGCUGACACGUAUGAGCCGAUGUGUGCAAGGAUGGCGAGCACAGCAAUGGUCUCCAGAUACGCUGUCGAGGAACCAACAGAGGGACUGUGUGUAUCGGCUUUGGUGUGAUUGCGUAGGCCGCUUACUUGUCUUGCCGGCCCCGUUCGGCGCCCGCACGAUUUGGAAGUUCGUGCAGUCGCUAAUAUAAUAGUCAAAGGGCACAAAAUGAUCACACGACUGCACACACAUAUGCGAGACACAAUAUAUGAGAAGCCCUUUGUUCUCCGUGUGUCUCUGUGCGUACGCGUUGCACGAGUGGGUGUGUGGCUUGUUUGACGGCGAUGGCCUGCAUGUCGUCCUCAAACAUGGGGCGGCACGUGCACUCGGGGUCGCGCAACGUCACGAAAUCCGCAAACGCCAGCAGCAAAUCGAGCAUCGACAGAGAGUAGCUCAGCAGAUACAAGGCCUAUCAGAGUGAGACACACACACACACACAUGGAUGGAUGGAUGGAUGGGGUAGAUGGUGGUUACUUGUAUGUGUUCGACGACGAAUGCCGUCAGGGAGGACAGCACCUGCGAUGCCUGCCGGAACAGCUCGAUCGACGAGUCCUUCAGAAUCAGCGACAGCGUGCUCAGCUUCCUGACACACACACACACACACACCCCUCUAAGGAGACGAAUUGACACAUACAGCAGCACACCGCAGGGCCACCCACCUGGAAGUGGCGAGGCAUUUGUUGCCUUUCUUGACAAUCUGCACGAGCUCGGGCGGCGCGCUGCCGAAGUUGGAGGACGGGAAUGAAACGUGAUAGCCCCGUGUCUCCGUGAACUCAAUCUUCAAACCCAGGUCGGGCCUGACAUCACAUGCACCACAGACAGACAAAGACAGGGACGGACGCCUUUGUUUGUAUGCCGUAAGGUUCGGUUCGCAGGGGUGUGCGUACGGUACCAUUCCUGUCUGUAUAGUUCGAACAGCUGGAAGACCUUCUCGACUGUCUCGUCGUAAAUCUUGCGGGCCAGGUCGAGCUUCGGCUCCACAUCCGGCUUGAUCUGACCACCCAUAUCACAUCACACACAGGGUGGUCAGUGAGAUGGAGAGGGAGGGAAUGUGUUGUUUGUGUGACUGUAUGGCCCACCAACCGCGAAGAAGAGAUGGAUCUUCUCCAGGCUGCUGUUCUUGCUGCAUACACAUACGUAGCAAUGCAACACGUGGAUGCUCUGCGUGGGCAAAGCGGUCACGACUCACUCACCUGUGCGAGACGUCCUCAUCAAUGAUUUCGUCGAUCUUCUGUGCGAUGAGCGCCAGCCGGGGGUCGGACAUGUUCUCCUUGAUCAGAUAAAGCAGGGGACACAUCUCGCUCGUCACCUCCCUGCACACGACAACAGAUCACACAAAAUGCAUCCGUGCGUGUGUGGGUCACUCUCUCUUUCUCACUCGAGGGCUUUGGUGAGGCUGGGGAGCAGCUGGAUGGUGUGCUUGAGCUGCAGAGUGCUCUUCAACAUCAUCCUGACACACACACACACACACACACUCUCUCUCUCCUCGUGUGGAGGUCGCCGUGGGCCUUCUGUCGGUCUGACUUUCCGUGUCGGUUGUCCUUGUGCUGCGGACGGGCGACUGACACACACACACGAGCAGGCAAAGAGGGUGGAGAAUUUCUGGUCUCGGUGCCAAUCUGCGCGGAUUUGGCUGACCGAAUCUUGAGCAGAUGAGGUCGAGGUCGGUGAACUGCGACAACGCGCGCUGGGUAUCGAAGAACCUGACCAACAAACAGAGAUGGUGGGUGACACGAAUGUUCUGCCUGCGUGUGGGGUGCCGACCGACAUCCAUCCAUCCAUACAUUUGCUCGUGUGAGAGGAACACAUCCACACAGUCGAGGCGCUCCUGACACACACACAUAGAUAGAUCGACACACAGAAACACACACACCUCCACACACACAAUGUGAUGUGUGUACUGCCGUCAUCAAUGUCACUCUGCACUCACGUUGAUCUCUUUGGGGUCUGUGAGCGGCUGCAGCAGACUCUGGCGCAACAUGCGCGCUGAAACCAAGAAACAGGGGACACGUCUGUCGUGUGCAGAGGACCGUGUUUGCUUUGCUCUCCGGGGGUGCAUUUGCGCACCUCCCCCGCGUGUUUUGGUGCGAUAGAGUGCGGAGAUGGACUUCUUGGGGUCGCCGUGUCUCGUGUCGGCCAGCAGCUCCAGGUGCUCCACCGUCGACGGGUCCAGCAACACAUAGUCGUCCAAAUGACGAAACGAUACCUGCAUAAACAAACAAAAAGAACACAGGGACACACACGGACUGAGCUGUCAUCUGUCGUAGGCGCAUCUGUCUGUGUGUGCGUCUCAUACGUUGAGUCCGUCUGUGGUCAGGAUGAUCUUCUGUGUGUGCUCGACGUAUUUGGUGAGUGCGGAGAAAGCUGCCAGGGCCACAUACCUGCAUACACCACAUGCCAACCCACACACACCGAGGAGUGCGUGAGCGAGGCAGCUCACUUCCCUUAUGAGGUGCGGUGCUGUGUGUGUACUUGUUGGUGAUAUCCAUGUUCUUCCUCGCUCCCUUGGCACUCUUCACCGAAGCCGCACCGCCAUUCUCGUCAAAGUAGCGCCGAGCUGCCAAUGGAUGAAUGGACAGAGAGAAUGAAAGCGGCACCAACAGUUCUCUCCGAUCCGUGUGCCCUAGCUAGAUACCGAUGAAUUGUAUCUUGGCUUCCUCCAGGUCGUGGUUCUCGACGAUGGCCUCGUGCAGCCGGCUGCCCUCAGCGGUUUUGCAGAGGACCAGCUCGGAGGGGAAGUAGGUGAGCAGCGUUCGGACCGUCUGCAGGUACGUGUGGUUGUCGCUGAACUGCAGCAGCUCGAUCUCAAGAGAAGUCAUGUCCAUCGCAGCCACACCAACCUGCACACAACACAAUACACCAAAACACCUACGAAAGAUGAUUUCGCUUUGUUUAUCACCUCCUUUGCCCGAUUCUCGAUGAGUGCGACGAAGAACGAGCCACAGCCCCCUGUGUGAGAACACCCAAUACAUAUACACACACACGGCCGAGGUGCUUCCCUCCCUCACACACCGUUGUUUGGCGUGGGUGAUGGCUGUGCCGACUGCCCCGUGCGGCCACGGGCAGACCCCGUCACGCCAGCGGACGCCUUGCUGCGGCUCGUCUUGCUGCCCAGGCCAUCGCCAGAGGCGAACGUACCAUCUGCAAGAGGUGUUCGUAGAUGUUGGUGGGUAAUAUCCAUGGAUAGAUACCUUUGCUGGUGCCCUGCAGGAGAGGCGUCAUUCUCCCGUGGCCGCUUGACAUCCUUGCGAGAGGGAAAAUGGCCUUCCAAUUGCG
Molecule: messenger RNA, 4641 nt
Organism: Vitrella brassicaformis
Lineage: Eukaryota; Vitrellaceae
Source: the annotation of a GenBank genome assembly